This is a messenger RNA of Saccostrea echinata, 1740 nucleotides long. RefSeq lists its product as uncharacterized. Gene Ontology annotation, biological process: proton transmembrane transport. Gene Ontology annotation, cellular component: membrane. Lineage: Eukaryota; Metazoa; Mollusca; Bivalvia; Ostreida; Ostreidae. Gene Ontology annotation, molecular function: proton channel activity. The record is from RefSeq and is a predicted model, not a curated record. The transcript is spliced from 2 exons. The coding region runs from base 102 to 1658 and encodes 518 amino acids.
UAGGUCAAAAUUUGCAGCUCUCCACCGGCAAGUGGUGGUGUCUCCAUCUGAGUGAAACAUUUUCGAGAGGGACGUUUAACAACAAACAAGCAAACAAAAAAAUGGAGGUACAUGUACGUUCGUGGUUUUCAUCUGUAUUAAGAUCAAUCUUAAUUCCGUUUUCAAGCGGUAAAUCAGAAAGUGAUGAAAAUGAAAAUGAUGUGGACGAAGAGAUAUCACCUACUCUGACCUUUGCACAUUUGGUGUCUUGUUUAUGUGUGGUUCUUGGUAUUUAUUCCGGGAAGCAGACGACUAAUGAUACUGCGCGAUUUGUCGUCUGGGGAUUGGUUAUGGGACUUGUCAGCUGCGGAGUAUUAGCAUUAUUUGUCUUGAUAUUCUCCAACUCUUUUAUACACAACGAGACCAACAUACUUAUACCUAAAGAUUAUUCUCUGAACUUGAGGAUUAUAUUUCUGUGGAUUUUUGGGUUGUCUGUCAUUUUGCACAGCGCCGUAAACUUAGCUAUCACUAUAGAAUGUUUUUACUUAACGUCUCAAGAUGCUAUCAUGUACAUAGGAAUAAUAAGCACACUUAUGUUUAUAUUUUUCAUAAUCUUGCAAAUUGGAACAAUAACGUAUUUCAGAAAUUAUCAUUUUAAAAAAUCAACCCAAGUCAAUUUUGCCAUUGUUUUUUUGUCACUAGCAAAUUUUGCAGUAUGGUUUAAUUCUGUUGUGAGCAGUUUGAAUGGUACGUAUUCAACAAACCCAAACGCCACAGUCAACAUGAGUACUUUCCAAAAAGAGACAGAAUGCUUUUUCAGUUCUAAAAUUCAAACAGAGUUGGCUCAAAAGCUUCUUCCUUUCCUUUUGCCAGCUCGAAUGGAAUUUUUUAUUCUGGCAUCAAGUUUUAUCCUUUCCUUCUGGCAUUCUUCAUCAGAACAACAGCAGUGUGAAAUUCAUUUUGAUCUAGAAGAGACUGGAACAGAGGAAUCUCAGGAAAUAUUACCGCUUUUGCCUCGCAGUUCUCAAAAUCGGGCUAGUAAUGUUGUUGUCAUUAUGAUUUCCGUCAUCCUGAAUCUGCCCACGUUUCUGACUUGGCUUCUCCUGUCUUUCGUGUACACAGACAACAAUGAAGGAUUAAGCAAUUCUUACGAAAUAUGCAAUUGUAUCAACUCCAUUGCAACAAUUAUAAUUGUUUACAUUGCAUUUGACCAUUUGUCGAAAACAUAUUCCAUGAGUAAAUAUCAGCGUCCUCUUACAACAAGUGAAACGAUUCUUGUGUUCAGCUCUGCUGGUGUAGUGGCAUAUAGUACUUAUGGCCUGCUGUUUGGCUUACAAGGAAACGUCGAAGAACAUUUGGCCAUUCUUUUUAGAAACUUUAUUGAGAUAAUAGAGACCUUUUUACAAACAUCUCUAUUGAUACAGUGUCAACGAUACAUACUAUCUGAGCGAAAAUCCCCACUUCUUUCGUCCUUUGCAUUAAUUUUGACGAUAACAAACUUAAUAAAUUGGUUUCUCUAUUCCAUCUAUCAAAAUGUACCAACGGAAGGGCGAGAGAAAAUUGUUGGUAAUAGGCGGAAUUGGGCAUAUGUUCAAACGAUUCUUGUCCCAUUGCUAAUUUUUUAUAGAUUUACGUCUGCUUUGAAUUCAUAUUCACUAUAUCAGUUGAUAAAACCAUAAUUCAAUUACAAUAUCAACAGGAUUGACAUGUUUUAGAUACACGUUUGCAUGUAAUAUAUACCUUUUAAAUAUGCUUAGUAUC